AUGACUUUCGUUCAGGAAGCGCUAUUCUCACUUGCCACCCCGCCUCUGACAACCCGUUCCUCUCCUCAUCCUCCAAAUUCAGUUUCGCCGAGAGAAAUGGCCGAUUCCGGAGCUGCAGGACAGGGAGAAGGGGCCCCAGCGCCCGUGGAGCACCUGAAUAUCAAGGUCACGGACAACCAUAACGAAGUUUUUUUCAAGAUCAAGCGCACCACGCAGCUGAAGAAGCUCAUGGAUGCCUUCUGCGAGCGCCAGGGAAAACAGCCGUCCACGGUCCGUUUCCUGUUCGAUGGAACGCGAGUACGUCCUGAGGACACGCCUGAAACGCUCGACAUGGCCGACGGAGACACUCUCGAGGUGCAUCAAGAACAGAUCGGAGGCUGA
This is a messenger RNA of Rasamsonia emersonii CBS 393.64, 381 nucleotides long. Its product is annotated as Ubiquitin-like modifier SUMO. Lineage: Eukaryota; Fungi; Ascomycota; Eurotiomycetes; Eurotiales; Trichocomaceae. Gene Ontology annotation, cellular component: nucleus; septin ring. Gene Ontology annotation, biological process: protein sumoylation. Gene Ontology annotation, molecular function: ubiquitin-like protein ligase binding; protein tag activity. Bases 1 to 381 code for a protein of 126 amino acids. The record is from RefSeq and is a predicted model, not a curated record. The transcript is spliced from 2 exons.